AUGAGCUGCUCGGCGAUCCGGCAGCUGGCCCUGCAACGUGGGGCAUCGGCUCAACGCGCUUUAACGCGGGUCGGAGUGAGUACCUUGAUCACUGGAAGUCGUUUGCCUCGUACUCUCGACACCGCGACAUCACGAUAUGCUCUGGGUCUAGUAAAGUCUUCAGCUCUGCCGGGCAUCCAGUCCCGGCGGCUGCUGAGCACCACAUCGCGGAGGCGUAAUGCUGCCGAAGAUGAAGAGGAGACGGGCAGCUACAGCGAAGCCGCCAAUGAGCAUGCCGUCAUCUCAACCUUUGACCUCUUCUCCAUCGGCAUUGGCCCGUCAUCUUCUCACACUGUCGGCCCAAUGCGUGCCGGAAAUAUCUUUGUCGCUGAUCUGGCAGAGGCAAAUCUUUUGCACAAGGUCCACAAAAUCAGAGUCUCCAUCUACGGGAGUCUAGCCCUCACAGGCGAGGGCCACAUGACACCUUCCGCCCUCUUACUCGGCCUGGAGAGCGCAGACGUUGAGACAGUCGAUACUGCGUACGUUCCGGAGAGGUUUACCGAAAUCAAAAACACAAAGAAGCUUUACCUGGGCCAUGGGCUGCCUGAGGGGAAGGGCAAGGAGGUUGCCUUCGACUACGAGCGUGAUUUCGUCUGGGAAUGGGGACGGAAACUACCAAUGCACAGCAAUGGCAUGCGCUUCACCGUUUUUGACGAAGAAGGCUACGUACUCGCUACCAACGACAUGUUUAGCGUCGGUGGUGGCUUCGUCGUGAACGGCGCCUUAUCUAUCAACCCUGAUGUCUCGUCGUCAUCGUCGUCCGUCACCCAAGUGGAAGCCCCCGACUCACAAUCAGAUGAAAAUACAGGGAGACAUCCGGUCGACUUGGCAGAGAACAUGUUCUACAAAGAAAUUCGACGAUCUGACGCUGCUGGAGACCGCCGGACUGGCGCUGAAGUCAAGCCCCUCCAGGACUCCUCAGACGACACUAAACUUCUGGAAAACUCACAAGCGGGCCUUUCCCCUGUCGCAUCCCAAACUAACGGCGUUGAUGUCUCGGAGAAUGCUCAAAAGGAGAAUGAGGGUGGUGACAAGGGCCCUCGGUACCCGUUCCGAGACGCGGCAAGCUUGCUGUCGCUGUGCCGAAAGCACAAUCUCACCAUAGCUCAGCUUGUCUACGAAAACGAAAAGAGCCAUGGCUACACGGACGACGAGAUUUACCACAAGCUUUUCAAGAUUUGGCAGGUCAUGGACACCAGCAUCCUGGAAAGUGUGCAAGCGCCAUUGGACACCAAGCUCCCGGGAUCCCUCAAGCUCCACCGGAGAGCACCCGCACUAUAUCGGAGGCUGACCCGAGGGUUGUAUUCAACGGCUGGGCAUGCAUCAAACGGCGCCGCCUCAAAGAGCACCACUGAGAACGCCCAGCUCAUCGGAUCAGCAGGGUUGGCAGCGACGUUGUCCCCUGCAACAGUCAAUAAGAACAAGACAAGUCUCGGUCUCGGCCCGGGCCGACGAACUCCGCCAAGGGUACUCGGCUCCCUCGACCACCCCAUCACCCCGUCUCCGUCUCGCCGCACCACGUUCCCCACGAUGGACUAUCUCACAGUUUACGCCAUCGCGGUCAACGAGACCAAUGCCGCAGGCGGGCGCAUCGUAACGGCACCCACUAACGGCGCCGCCGGUAUCAUCCCCGCUGUGCUCAAGUACACCAUCGAAUUCAUCAGCGAUGAUCCAGAGCGUGACAUCCCGACCUUCCUUCUCACAGCCGCCGCCAUCGGCAUGCUCUACAAGCGUGGCGCAACCAUCUCUGCAGCAGAGGGCGGCUGCAUGGCUGAGGUCGGUGUGGCCUGCUCUAUGGCGGCUGGUGCUUUUGCGGCGUGCAUGGGGGCCAGCCCUGAGGCGAUUGAGCAGGCCGCGGAGAUCGGCAUCGAGCACAACCUCGGCCUUACGUGCGACCCGAUUGGCGGCCUCGUGCAGGCGCCGUGUAUCGAGCGCAACGCUCUGGGUGCCAUCAAGGCCAUCUCCAGCGCUAACUUGGCCCUGAGCAGCGAGACGGGCACGCAGAAGGUGCGGUUGGACGACGCAAUCCGGGCGAUGCGUCUGACGGCCAAGGGAAUGAGGAAUGAGUUCAAGGAGACGAGUCUGAGUGGCCUGGCAACAAGUGUGCCUUUUAACAUCCCAGUCAGUGUUCCUGACUGCUGA
This is a messenger RNA of Colletotrichum truncatum, 2181 nucleotides long. RefSeq names its product l-serine dehydratase. NCBI's taxonomy places the organism in Eukaryota, Fungi, Ascomycota, Sordariomycetes, Glomerellales, Glomerellaceae. Gene Ontology annotation, molecular function: 4 iron, 4 sulfur cluster binding; L-serine ammonia-lyase activity. The record is from RefSeq and is a predicted model, not a curated record. Gene Ontology annotation, biological process: gluconeogenesis.